Messenger RNA from Myzus persicae (green peach aphid), 1645 nucleotides. RefSeq names its product pikachurin-like. The transcript is spliced from 7 exons. The coding region runs from base 410 to 1630 and encodes 406 amino acids. Gene Ontology annotation, molecular function: calcium ion binding. Lineage: Eukaryota; Metazoa; Arthropoda; Insecta; Hemiptera; Aphididae. The record is from RefSeq and is a predicted model, not a curated record.
ACCGGGGGAACCACAAACAGUUGCCAAACGCCCGUAGCAUCGCGACGGGAGUUACGUCGUCGCCGCCGUUUCACCCAACGGGGUCGAUUUUUUUCUUCGCGUUUUUGUUUAUCGUUUCGCCAACGAAAGAGUAAGAAAUACAAAAUUACAAUUCGUUGUGUGGUGCGUGUUCGCGAUGAGUUAAUAACAAUAGUUAUAUCACAAUAAACGUCGCCGUAUCGGUCCACGCAGGUGUGCGUGUGCGCGUGUAGGUAUAAUACAAUAUUACAGGCAGUGUUUGAAAGAUUAAAAUAAACCGCGGAAAAAGGAUGACGAGACGCGAUGCCGAGAAAAAGCGAAAAGGGCGACGACCAUCGACCGUGUGAAUAUUUGGCGGCGAAUAGAGUGCCCCUCGCUUGCACCUGUGCCUAUGCCGGUCCUGUGCGCGGCGAAUAGUAUGUACGACUUUCGGUUGGCGUCGGUGUUGUUGGCGACGGUCGUCGUCGCGGUCGGCGCAAUCAUCGGCGGCGAGUUGUCGGCCGUCGAAAAAUCGUUGCAGUUUGAAGCGGCUUUCCAAGGACGUUGUGGCCACGAUAGUCCAUGUGAACAACUAUGUUACGAGCUCCAUGACGGAAUGUUCGAAUGCGAUUGCAAAACAGGAUUUUCAUUACAUGAAGAUGGCUAUACUUGCACAAGAAACGAUUCAGUAACAGAUAAGAUCAAAGAGUUCGAAAGAGAUAUUGGACUGACGUUUGUCGAUUCCAACGAAGUGGAUUCUGAGGACAGCGUUCGGUUUGUAAAGCACGUCGAAACUCAAACAUUCGUUGCCACAGGCUCACCGGCUUUGUGCGUGCGGAAGUGCGGUGAAGGCGCGUGCGCGUUCGAUAGCCGAAACAAACAGACUUGCCGAUGCCCGUUUGGUAAAACCGGAUCUAACUGCCAGAUAACAAAUCCAAUUAGAUACCCAAGAUUCAAUGGACGUAGUUGGUUGGCAUUCCCGCCACUCCGGGGAGCUUACAAACACGUGCAGAUAAGUUUAGAAUUCAGACCAGAGAGCUGGGAUGGUAUAUUGUUUUUAGCUGCUGAAAGAGAUGAUUUAGUAGGAGAUUUCAUGGCUAUUCUACUUCACAAUGGAUUUUUGGAAUUUAGGUUUGAUUGUGGAUCUGGUUUGGGAGUAGUUAAAUCUGAAGAAACAGUUAUUUUGAAUCAAUGGAAUACGCUGUCUGUGUAUAGACAUAGGUGGGAUGCGUGGAUCCAAUUAAAUCGUGGAAAACGUAUUGCUGGGAGAUCAAAAGGUUUAUUCUCGAGAAUUACGUUUCGAGAGCCUGUCUUUAUCGGCGGUCGAGGUAAUACGUCUGGGCUAGCUGAACGGUUCCCAACAGACCGUGGAUUCGUAGGUUGUGUUCGGCUGUUACAAGCCAAUGAUCACAGAUACGAUUUUGGUGAAACACCUGCUGGCGAUACAGUCAAAUCUCAAGAAGUCGAGGAAUGCUCUACGGACAAGUGUACAAGAUCUCCCUGUCAACACGGUGGCAAGUGCGUAACAACCACAAAUUCGUCACUAUGUCUGUGCCCUCUUGGUUACACUGGAGAUUUAUGCGAAACGAUAUUGGACUUACAGGUAAAUAUCACAAAAAUAAUAUCACAAUAAUAAUACUCACAUCAU